CCGAGCGAAAAAAACCUGCGAGUGGGCCUGGCGGAUGGGAUUAUUAAAGCUUCGCCGGAGCCGCGGCUCGCCCUCCCACUCCGCCAGCCUCCGGGAGAGCAGCCGCGCCCGGCCGGCCCGGCCCCCAGCCCCAUGGACCUCCGAGCAGGGGACUCGUGGGGGAUGUUAGCUUGCCUGUGUGCUGUGCUUUGGCACCUCCCUGCAGUGCCAGCCCUCAAUCGCACUGGGGACCCAGGGCCUGGCCCCUCCAUCCAGAAAACCUACGACCUCACCCGCUACCUGGAGCACCAACUCCGCAGUUUGGCUGGGACCUACCUGAACUACCUGGGCCCCCCUUUCAACGAGCCUGACUUCAACCCACCUCGGCUGGGGGCAGAGACUCUGCCCAGGGCCACGGUCAACUUGGAUGUGUGGCGAAGCCUCAACGACAAACUGCGGCUGACCCAGAACUAUGAGGCCUACAGCCACCUGCUGUGCUACUUGCGGGGCCUCAACCGCCAGGCCGCCACGGCUGAGCUGCGCCGCAGCCUGGCCCACUUCUGCACCAGCCUCCAGGGGCUGCUGGGCAGCAUCGCGGGCGUCAUGGCGGCUCUGGGCUACCCGCUGCCCCAGCCCCUGCCAGGAACUGAGCCCACCUGGGCCCCCGGCCCUGCCCACAGCGACUUCCUCCAGAAGAUGGAUGACUUCUGGCUGCUGAAGGAGCUGCAGACCUGGCUGUGGCGCUCAGCCAAGGACUUCAACCGGCUCAAGAAGAAGAUGCAGCCCCCUGCGGCUGCAGUGACCCUGCAUCUGGAGGCCCACGGCUUCUGAUCUCUGACCUUUACCACCUCCACCCUCCCUUCCUCCUUCAAACCCUGCUCCUACUCUGGUGGGGGGGAGGGUGGGGAGAAAGCUGUGUGCCAACACCUGUUGAGCCAGGAGACAGAAGCCAUGAGCCUUUGGCUCUCUCUAGUCUUGGAAGAGGGUGUGAUGCAAUAAGGCCUGUCCCUUCCCUGCUUCCCAGAGUCCUGCAGGUCUGGGGAAGAGGUGCAAUAGGCCUGGUCCCAUUUCCACAGGAAGGAGUGCUUCAGGGAGCUCUAAGUGGUUCAGGUUGGUGCAAAGACUCUCUUGGCUUCCUGCUUCCUGCCCAGCACUCGCUAGUGCCACACAGCCCCUCCUGUAGCACUUCCAGGAAGCAUGCUUCUGGGGCAGGGAGGGGGGCCACUACAGUACAUGCCUUUCUGGGGUGAAACCCUUUGGCUGCCCCACUCUUCCUAGAUGGGGGUUGCUCCCCUACCCCCAAAUAACUCAGUACACCCAAUUCAGGAAACAGACACAAUGGCAAGUCCAAACAGGAAGAGAUGGGCUUUGAAAGUAGAAGAGGUAGGGUCUGCAUUGUAGGUCAUACCAAAAACAUAGGGGCAGGGACAGACGGGACCCAGGGCCGUCGGUGGCACAGGAUGACAGCCAAAAGGACCUUGCCUUGCAUCUUGUCAUUGGCGUCAUGGUGCCUCCUCCCCAUCCCCUUUCCAGGCUGUCUGAGGGUUGCCCAGGCUGGGGAGGGCAACCAGAGCCACAGCCACAGGGUUCCCUGAAAGUUUACAUUGCAGUAGCAUUGCGAGGUGCGGGGGGGCAGCUCCCCCAGGCCCUGCCCCCCAGCCUCACCCACUCAUGACUCUAAGUUUGUUGUAUUAAUAUUUAUUUAUUUGGAGAUGUUAUUUAUUAGAUUAUAUUUAUUGCAGAAUUUCUAUUCUUGUAUUAACAAAUAAAAUGCUUGC
This is a messenger RNA of Nyctereutes procyonoides (raccoon dog), 1757 nucleotides long. It is a transcript of the gene CLCF1, whose product is annotated as cardiotrophin like cytokine factor 1. NCBI's taxonomy places the organism in Eukaryota, Metazoa, Chordata, Mammalia, Carnivora, Canidae. The transcript has 3 exons. The record is from RefSeq and is a predicted model, not a curated record. Bases 133 to 810 code for a protein of 225 amino acids.